This is a messenger RNA of Myxocyprinus asiaticus (Chinese sucker), 1516 nucleotides long. Its product is annotated as aerolysin-like protein. The coding region runs from base 119 to 1066 and encodes 315 amino acids. Lineage: Eukaryota; Metazoa; Chordata; Actinopteri; Cypriniformes; Catostomidae. The transcript is spliced from 2 exons. The record is from RefSeq and is a predicted model, not a curated record.
UCUAUUUAAGCAGAAGUCUGGUCAAACAAAUAUAAAUUUUUUGCCUUCUACUAGACGAGCUGCUCUUGUAAAAAAAUCUUCAUCAGACCGCAGGAAUCCUUAUCUAAUUACUUCCAUAAUGUCCUACCCAACAACUCUGCAAUUGAUUGGUGGUAAUGGAGGUGGACCAUUUUCAUUUACUGGUAGGAACAACGGUGCCAGUCUAGAAAAGAUCGGGGUUUGGGUGGAAGGAUGGCAGGUGAAGGCUGUCAAGGUCUGGCUUUCAGAUGGGAACAAUCGAACCUUUGGAGAACCAUCAGGACCAUAUCAAGAGUACACGUUCCAGCCUGGUGAGUGUUUCACCUCUCUGUCCCUGUGGGGCAAUGGAGCAGGAACACGUCUUGGAGCCAUCAAAUUCAAGACCAGCAAGUCUAGAGAAUUUUUUGUGAAAAUGACAAGUUGGCCAUUAAAAAAAGAAUACCCUAUCGAUGUCGGCUCUGGAUUUUGUCUGGGCAUUGAAGGAAGAGGUGGUGCAGACAUUGACUGCAUGGGAUUUCUGUUUCUCAAUGCUGUUCAAUCAAUGGUUCUCGCCAAUAUCAACUAUCCCACCAUUAAUCAAAAGAUUCCUCAGGUCAGUGUUGAAGAACUAAAAUCCAUCAAUUACAAGAAUGACACCUCAGUCAGUCAAAAGCAAACAAUUGAAACCUCAAAGAAAGUAACCACAAAAUCCUCAUGGUCUGUGAGUAACAACUUAUCGGCUACAUUUUCUAUGGAAGUGAAGGCUGGAAUUCCAGAGAUUGCCAAAGUUUCAACAGGAUUCAGUUUUACCAUUGGAACAGAAAAUACAUACAGUCGUGAGCAAACAGAAGAAAGAACGGAAACUCUGUCUACCAGUAUUGAAGUUCCACCAGGAAAGAAGGUGGAUGUUAAUAUCACCAUUGGCAGAUCCAGUUUUGACCUGCCUUACACUGGCACAGUAAUUAUAACUUGCAAGAAUGGCAGUUUGCUGCAGUAUGAAACCAAGGGCCAAUACAAAGGUGUUACUUACACUGAUAUUAAAGUAAAUACUAAAGAGUCCAAACUUUGAGCUAAAUAUAUGAACAAAACCUCCUUAAUAAAAUGUUUGGCUAAGCCCCUCAAUUCCAGUAUAAACAAACUACAAUGCUCCAACAUACAAGGACAUUCUAUAGAUUUGUGUGAAUUCAACUAUGGUGCAUCUGUUGACCAAAGGUUGACUAGGAUGGGGGUCCUCAAGCCAGCCAGCUUUUUUUAAGCCUCAUUAUUUGAUUUUGGUGCUGGUUUUAUCAGUGAUGUAUAAAUAGUUUUACAUUAAUUUGUUUGGGUUUUGGGAAGGGGGAGUGGAGAUAUCUAUUGAACACUGUCUUUUACAAAUAUACUUUUAAAUGCUAAUACACAAUUAUUCAUACAGCAAUACACUUCGUAUAAUCACCAUAACAUUUUCUCGAGUGACAUGAUUUACUCCAUGUAUAAUUUUCAAAUGUGUUUAAUGUUAUAUUUAAUAAAAGCAUUAAAUGAA